AACAAAAUCACCAAGACCAAUAGCUUCCAGGAUUUAGGAUGAUGGCAGUAAAAUCAGCAGCAGUGUUAGCUUUCUCUUGCUUAAUUGCCCCUUUUUUCUUUUCCGGAGCUGAUGCCGGAGGGAUUGCUAUCUACUGGGGACAGAACGGGAACGAAGGUACAUUAGCAGCCACUUGCGCCACCGGCAACUAUAAUUUCGUCAACAUAGCUUUUCUUGUAACAUUUGGCAAUGGGCAGACACCCAUGAUUAACCUCGCUGGCCACUGCGACCCCUCCGGCAACGGUUGCUCCGGGUUGAGCUCCGAUAUCCAAUCGUGUCAAGCAAACGGAAUCAAAGUCAUUCUUUCCAUUGGUGGAGGCGCCGGGAACUACAGCCUCUCUUCAGCAGACGACGCCAAGCAGGUAGCUGCUUAUCUGUGGAAUAACUUCCUCGGAGGACAAUCAAGUAAUCGCCCGCUCGGAGAUGCUGUUCUCGACGGCAUUGACUUCGACAUCGAGCUAGGGACGAACCUGCACUGGGAUGAUCUGGCAAUGUACCUUUCCCAAUACAGUAAUCAGGGGCAGAAAGUUUACUUAACGGCAGCUCCUCAGUGCCCUUUCCCUGACACCUGGCUAGGGGAUGCCCUGAAAACCGGUCUUUUUGACUACGUCUGGGUCCAAUUCUUCAACAACCCCCCAUGCCAAUACACAUCCGGAAACACUACAAAUUUAGUGAAUGCCUGGAAUCAAUGGACUCAGGAUAUUCAGGCAACUCAAAUUUUCUUGGGACUUCCGGCAUCCCCUGAGGCUGCCGGAAGUGGGUUCAUCCCGGUAAACGAUCUCACGUCUCAAGUGCUGCCCGCCAUUAAAGGAGAUUCAAAGUAUGGAGGCGUGAUGCUGUGGUCAAAAUACUAUGAUGACCAAACUGGGUACAGUUCCUCCAUUAAAGCGGCUGGCAUCGCCAAUGCUAGAAACAAAUUUGUAAAAGUAGUUAUACGCGAGGCGCAAGGCAAAGUUCAGAGAUUAAAGCUUACCGCACCUCAGUCACAGAACUCAGAGUCUACCGCACCUCGGUUACAGAGAUCAGAGCUUAUCGCACCUCAGUCACAAAACUCAGAGCUUACCACACCUCAACUAUUCGCCGAGUCAAAUGGUCUCAGUUCUAGAUACCGUAAUGCUGAGUCUGGUCAGGAAAGGAAUCCAGUGAACUGUGCCAUUAAUGGCAAUGGUAUCAUAAAGAUAUACAAGUAUGUGUGAUGCUCCCUUCAUAUUGGUAUAUAAAUUUAAGAGGCUGUCUUUAACCCUCGAUCCGCUCUCGUUUCUUUCCCUCAAGUCCUCCAUUCUCCCUAGUGCCUCAACUAUUUCCUUUUAUUAUUGAUUUCCAACUUGAAAGUAUACUUGAUUGAUGAACUAGAGACUCUGAUAACUAACAAAAGUAUUGGUUUGCAUGGGGAAAACCAGAUACAGAGCAAAAGUGAGUUUGCAAUAAGGAUGCUCCCUCAGA
This is a messenger RNA of Rubroshorea leprosula, 1482 nucleotides long. Lineage: Eukaryota; Viridiplantae; Streptophyta; Magnoliopsida; Malvales; Dipterocarpaceae. The record is from the annotation of a GenBank genome assembly.